AUGCGCGGCGGUGAUCACAUGGAGGGCGCGCAGGAGAGCGCAGCACAGGAAGUGAAUGGGGAGCAGGGCGCGGAAGCGGACGAGGAGGACACGAGGCUGCAGAUCGAGGGUGCUGAUGAGGGAGAUGGUGGUGAGGACCAGGCAACGGGAAUAGAUGUGGCCGAAACCGCUCAGGUGGACGAGAACGCUGGCGCGAGCCAGGCGGAGGAAUCCCACGGGCGAAACGCCAGCCGCGGGGACGAGCAGCGCGCCGAGGGCUCGCUUUGGCAGGAGCGAGUGGCCCAGGAUGAGAGUGGGCGCGAUGCACAGACGGAGAGACAGCGCGAGAAGAGCGGGGAGGAUGGAGCGGCGGAGGCGUGCGUUCGCCGGAGCGGCAGCAGGCGCGCGGGGGCAGAUGGAAGGAUGAGCCACGCUCUCCUGAGCCGCACGGGCGUCAGGGAAGGAGGGACGGGACGGAGCUCUGGACGCAGGAGCGGCGCGGUCGGCAGCAAUGGGAGCGCGGCAGCGUGGUGCACGCACCGGAUCGGCCAAGGCAGGGAGAGAGGGGGAACCGCAGCGGGUCCCACUCGCCAGACGAACGCCGCCAGAGGGGGGAGAAAGAGGAAGGAGAAGGGCAUUCGCCUGAGCACCGCCAACAGCGCAGCAGAAGGUGAGGCACCGCGAGACGAGCAAAGGGAAAGGGGGGAGGAUGCACGACCCGCCAACGCAGCAGUGGGCUCGGGCAGAGGAGUGGGGAGGGCCGAGGGAAAGGCGCCGCGACGCGAAAUGGAUUUGGCAGGAGGGCGGGAGCUUGGUGUACGGCGCGAAACGGGCAUGGGAGGCCAGUGA
Messenger RNA from Closterium sp. Naga37s-1, 828 nucleotides. NCBI's taxonomy places the organism in Eukaryota, Viridiplantae, Streptophyta, Zygnematophyceae, Desmidiales, Closteriaceae. The record is from the annotation of a GenBank genome assembly.